Molecule: messenger RNA, 1913 nt
Organism: Triticum aestivum (bread wheat)
Lineage: Eukaryota; Viridiplantae; Streptophyta; Magnoliopsida; Poales; Poaceae
Product: B3 domain-containing protein Os01g0234100-like
Exons: 10
Coding region: 65-1663 (532 amino acids)
Molecular function (GO): DNA binding
Source: RefSeq, a predicted model, not a curated record
CUUCUCCUCCUCCUCCUCCCGUUUUUGCAUUGCUCGCAACUCAACACCUCGAUCGGAUCCAGGCAUGGAAGGAUCUCUAACCAUGAAGGAUUCAGCCAUGGACACGGUCAUCCUACUCCCAUGGAAGGAUCUCCAACCAGCAGCUACCUCGGUCUCGGAUCCAUGCGCACGCACCGACCCUGCCAUGACCUAUGAUGAUAUCCCAGUACUCUCUUCCCUUGACAAUGGCAGCGUCACUGCCGCUGAUGCUGGUUUACAGCCCAUGGAUGAGGAGCUGCCUAUUGUUGUUAAUCAAAACUCUGCCGCAAUUAAUGAUUCCCAUGAUGUAGAGAGCAAGGUCGAUUACGUUCCUCUCAGAAUUGUAAGGCCAGAGAUCACGGAGGGUGAGGGGAAAAAGCGUCCCGACAUUCGUUUUAAACCCACGGCUCGAAAAACUACCACUUUCAAAAAAAAGAAAGGAUUCCCGGCAUGUUUCAAGGUUGCCAAGAGUGACAAGGAUGAUACUUCUGUGCCGACGAGGAAGAGAGGCGGGCCAGCGGGUUCCAAACCUGCUAAGAGAAAGAUGGAGCAGAAAAUGGCACCGAAACCAGCAUUGGUUGACGACAUUCAUAACUCGGAUUUGACAGGCGAUACAGAGACAAAGAGGAAGAAAGGUGGGCCAGCGGGUUCCAAACCUGCUAAGAGAAGGAUGGAGCAGAAAAUGGCACAGAAACCGGCAAUUGUUGACGACAUUCAGCACUCCGAUUUGACAAAGGUGAAAUUGCCAGGAGAAUAUCACAGCUUCACCAAGCGUAUGUUAAAAUCUCAUGUAGUUCAAGGCUUUUAUCUGGGUCUCCCGGGUAGCUUUUGCACAGAGCAUCUUCCAAAGGAGAAUAAUACAAUCACAUUAGAAGAUGAGCAUGGGGAGAGCUAUGAUACAAAUUACCUACACGACAGGAAGGCGCUGAGCGGUGGGUGGGGAGAAUUUGCGCGUAAGCAUAGUAUUAGGGUCGGCGACGAUGUGGUCUUUCGACUCGACGGAACCAAAAAAUUCAAGGUGCAUAUACUAAGAAAUGGACCGCCAGGUUUGGACACAUCCAAGAAGAAUGACAUGUGGAGUGAGUCGAAAGUUCCAUCUUACGAGGCAGAAGGUUCAGAACAUGGUGUCAAUUCUAAAGAUCAUCUAGAGGUUACCGCUGGAGGCAACAGCUCAACAUCCAGCGUGGUGGCAACAACCUUAUUUGCGAGGGAAGAAGCGGUAGGCAUCGACGAACACGAUGUGAGAUCUCCAGAUCCAGGUCUCGGCGAUGUGGAGAACUUCCAAGUCAUCCUCCAUGGCUCGAUCACCGACCUCCCGGACGGCCUGCGCAGGAGGUACUACGAGCUCUGCUGCGCCCAGAAGGCGGUCCUCCACAGGAACCUGCUCGAGACAAACCAUAUGCUGGUUGAAGGGGUGAUCAUGGAGACCAGCGACAUCGCUGAGUGCGUCAUGGCCCCCUUGCAUGCUGCUGCUGCUACUUCUUCUCGCGAGGUUCUCCUGGUGUGGAAGAAGACACUGGGGGCAUUGGAGGGUUUGGGAAUGGACGUGGCGUUCUUGCGCAGACGCGUCGACGACCUUCUCGGCAUCCAUGCUGCUCGGGCAUCGACGGUUCGAGUUUACAGCCGCUGCCGGUGGGGACUCUAAAGAAUGUUCUGGAGGCAAUGGAUGUGGCGAUGGAGGAGUUUGAAUGAGAGUGUGAAAAGAAUGCCCAAGCAUGGCAACUGAAUUUUUGUGCACGUCAUCACUAACUUUCCCCCAUUGUCUUGUGCUCCCUCAUUGAGUGGUACGUAGCAUCUUUUGUAUGCAUCCAUGCAGUGUUCUUGUACGUAGUUAUCGUCAUCCCUUUGUCUUGCUUGUGUGUCUCCGGUUUCAUCUCAAGGAUGAGUUUCAGUUC